ACACAGGGAUGCCUCAGACAGCGCACAGCUCCUCACUGCAGGGAUACCGUGUGACGUAACUAUGACGCAGGCUAGUCACAUGUUGCCCUGCAGUUUACGCCCUUCUUCCGCCCACACUGACGGAGUAUAAGCAGUUAAGAUGGCGGCGGAAGACCUUGUGGGAGCGCAUGACAGCCGGCACUGAGUGGAGAGGGGGUGGGGGGACUGCCACAUCAAGCUAGUUUGUGGAAUUGUAGGAGUUAACAGAAGGAGGGCGCGAGUGAUCAACUCCAGUGGAACCGGAGAGGGAGUGAGGAAACAAGUGUGAGGUGCCCUUGAGCAGGGCGGUGAGAAGAGACACUGAGGAGAGGAAGAGGCGCCGGCCCCAGCUGCUGUCAUGUUCUCGGUGCUUUCUUGCGGCAGGCUGGUGGCCAGAGCGGUGCUUGGUGGCCUUUCUCAGACGGACUCUCGGGACUAUAGCCUGGUGACCGCGAGCUGCGGCUUCGGCAAGGAUGCCAGGAAAGGAAUCCUAAAGAAAGGCAUGUGCUAUGGGGACGACGCUUGUUUUAUUGCCAGACACCGGACGGCGGAUGUUUUGGGUGUUGCCGAUGGUGUGGGUGGAUGGCGGGACUAUGGCGUUGACCCUUCUCAGUUUUCAGAAACCCUUAUGAGAACUUGUGAACGUUUGGUAAAAGAGGGACGUUUUGUGCCAACCAACCCUGUUGGAAUCCUCACCUCAAGUUACCGUGAGCUGCUCCAGAACAAAGUUCCUUUAUUAGGAAGUAGCACUGCUUGUCUAGUUGUUCUAGACAGAACAAGUCAUCAGUUACACACGGCAAAUUUAGGAGACUCUGGAUUUCUGGUUGUUCGAGCUGGUGAAGUUGUACAUCGGUCAGAUGAACAGCAGCAUUACUUCAACACUCCAUUCCAAUUGUCUAUAGCCCCUCCAGAAGCUGAAGGAGCAGUGCUAAGUGACAGCCCUGAUGCUGCAGACAGUAGUUCCUUUGACGUUCAGCUUGGAGACAUUAUUCUGACUGCAACUGAUGGUCUGUUUGACAACAUGCCUGACUACAUGAUUCUUCAGGAGUUAAAAAAAUUAAAGAAUGCAAACUAUGAAAGUAUACAGCAGACAGCACGCAGCAUCGCUGAACAAGCACACGACUUGGCCUAUGAUCCUAAUUAUAUGUCACCUUUUGCACAGUUUGCCUGUGACUAUGGGCUGAAUGUAAGAGGUGGAAAACCAGAUGACAUCACCGUUCUCCUGUCAAUAGUAGCUGAAUAUACAGACUAGAUGGCCUGAGGCAUCUUCAACUUUUCCUUUGCCUACUCUAGAACUGUUAAUGCUGUGUUGCACUGUCUCCUGCUGGCAGGAUUUGCAGUUUUUCACCUGAUUCCAUUGGUCAGUUGUACAAGUGAUGCUGUGUGUGUAAUUGGACGGAGGUCAGCACAACCACUACUGUCUAAUCAAUGAACCAUCCUGUAGGGACGUGAAAGGUCUUACAUGGGGGAAAAUGAACCAGUUUCAAUAAUUUUGAUUUUUACUACUAUAGUUAAAGGGAAAUGAA
Xenopus laevis (African clawed frog) is the source of this 1544-nucleotide messenger RNA. RefSeq names its product protein phosphatase PTC7 homolog (gene pptc7.S). Gene Ontology annotation, cellular component: mitochondrion. The transcript has 6 exons. The record is from RefSeq and is a predicted model, not a curated record. Gene Ontology annotation, molecular function: protein serine/threonine phosphatase activity; metal ion binding. Lineage: Eukaryota; Metazoa; Chordata; Amphibia; Anura; Pipidae. The coding region runs from base 377 to 1270 and encodes 297 amino acids.